AUAACAAAAAUUGGGCUUGCGUUGUUAUUAGACUCAACACGAAGAAAGGAAUAAAUAACAGUUGAGUUGAGGAGGUAGGGCCGUAGGAACUGAAGGAAGGAACGGAAGGUGUGACAGUGUGUUGUGAAAACAUGGGGAACAAAUUUCAUGCAGUGGUGUUGUGUUUGUUGUUGUCAACUCUUUUGGUUUGUGCGGUUUCUUUUGCAUCCAAUGAUGGACUGCGAAGAAUUGGACUCAAAAAGAUUAAAUUGGAUCGUAACAACAAGCUUGCUGCUGGAAUCAGAUCCAACAAGCUGGUUGAAACUGAAGAAACUGAUAUUGUUGCGUUAAAGAAUUACUUGGAUGCUCAGUACUAUGGUGAAAUAGCAAUUGGAAACUCUCCUCAAAAGUUUACUGUCAUUUUCGACACUGGUAGCUCUAAUUUGUGGGUUCCAUCCUCUAAAUGUACCUUCUCGGUUGCAUGCUACUUCCACGCCAAGUACAAGUCCAGGCAAUCAAAUACUUAUAGGAAAAAUGGGACUGCUGCUGCAAUUCAAUAUGGCACUGGAGCAAUUUCUGGUUUCUUUAGUUAUGACAGUGUCAAAGUUGGUGACAUAGUUGUAAAGAACCAGGAAUUUAUUGAAGCAACUAAGGAGCCUGGUGUUACUUUUCUGGUGGCCAAGUUUGAUGGUAUAUUGGGACUUGGGUUUCAAGAGAUAUCAGUUGGAUAUGCUGUUCCAGUGUGGUACAAUAUGGUUGAACAAGGUCUUAUUCAGGAACCAGUAUUUUCAUUUUGGCUUAACCGUAAACCAGAGGAAGAGGAAGGGGGCGAGAUUGUUUUUGGUGGUGUUGAUCCUGCUCACUACAAGGGAGAGCACACUUAUGUUCCUGUGACAAGAAAAGGAUAUUGGCAGUUUGAUAUGGGAGAUGUAAUUAUUGAUGGUAAAUCCACUGGAUAUUGUGCUGAUGGCUGUUCGGCCAUUGCAGACUCAGGGACUUCUUUGUUGGCAGGUCCAACGACUGUAAUUACCAUGAUAAACCAAGCAAUUGGAGCAUCAGGCGUUGUAAGCAAAGAGUGCAAGACCAUUGUUGCAGAGUAUGGACAAACAAUAAUGAACUUGCUUUUAGCUGAAGCACAGCCAAAGAAGAUCUGUUCUGAAAUUGGAUUAUGCACUUUUGACGGGACUCAUGGUGUUAAUUUGGCUAUUGAGAGUGUGGUGGAUGAGAGUGAAAGAAAAUCUUCUGGCGGUCUUCAUGGUGCUUCUUGUUCUGCUUGUGAGAUGGCAGUUGUUUGGAUGCAGAACCAGCUGAGCCAGAAUAAGACCCAAGAUCAGAUACUAACCUAUAUCAAUAACCUUUGUGAUAAAAUGCCUAGUCCAAUGGGAGAAUCAUCUGUUGACUGUGAGGAUAUCUCUUCGUUGCCUGUAGUUUCCUUCACAAUUGGUGGAAGAACUUUUGACCUUGCUCCGGAGGAGUACAUACUCAAGGUGGGCGAAGGUCCUGCAGCUCAGUGCAUUAGUGGCUUUACUGCUAUAGACAUUGCUCCUCCACGUGGCCCUAUCUGGAUCCUUGGAGAUAUCUUCAUGGGGCGUUACCACACAGUAUUUGAUUUUGGUAAAUCAAGAGUUGGAUUUGCUGAAGCAGCAUAGAGAAUGAUCUCGUCUCAAAGACCAGUCUUAUUUGCUAUCUAUUUGCGUAUGCUGGCAAUCAUAAUGCACCCUAAAUUAUGUAUAUAAUCUAAGGGUUGUCUUUGCACCAAAAAAAGAAAACUAAGGGCUGUCCGGACAAAACAGCUUCACAGAUUUAUGUGGGACUAUGGCCGUAUUGGGUCCCUAGAUUAUUUAGUAUGCCGUUUUAGUAUGACAAUGGUAUAUCUUGCAAACCAAACAUUAUCAAAUGUCUUGUUAUAGCCAACAAAAUAACAUCACGAAUUCGAGUGAUUGCAUAGUUUACCUCAUUAAUUCAUGUAAAAAAUGGAUUAUAAAUUAAUGCAAACUAUAAUUGAAUA
Cicer arietinum (chickpea) is the source of this 1987-nucleotide messenger RNA. RefSeq names its product aspartic proteinase-like. Gene Ontology annotation, biological process: proteolysis; lipid metabolic process. Lineage: Eukaryota; Viridiplantae; Streptophyta; Magnoliopsida; Fabales; Fabaceae. Gene Ontology annotation, molecular function: aspartic-type endopeptidase activity. The record is from RefSeq and is a predicted model, not a curated record.